AUGGGUGCUUAUUCUAUUCUCGGUAAAUCUGUUGCAUCUCAUCAAUUAGCUUUGGCUACUUUAGGAUCUGUUGUUUUGGUUGUUGCACCAAAGCCAUGGGGUCCACCAGCACCAAAUCACCCUCAAAUUAAUGCCUCCUCCAAGGAAGAAGAAAAAUUUGUCCAAGAGUGGUUAGCCAAGCACUCAGCAGAAGAAAAACAUUAG
Debaryomyces tyrocola is the source of this 204-nucleotide messenger RNA. NCBI's taxonomy places the organism in Eukaryota, Fungi, Ascomycota, Pichiomycetes, Serinales, Debaryomycetaceae. The record is from the annotation of a GenBank genome assembly.